Girardinichthys multiradiatus is the source of this 2221-nucleotide messenger RNA. Its product is annotated as homeodomain-interacting protein kinase 1-like. Lineage: Eukaryota; Metazoa; Chordata; Actinopteri; Cyprinodontiformes; Goodeidae. Bases 296 to 1981 code for a protein of 561 amino acids. Gene Ontology annotation, cellular component: PML body; nucleus; cytoplasm. Gene Ontology annotation, molecular function: transcription coactivator activity; transcription corepressor activity; protein tyrosine kinase activity. The transcript is spliced from 3 exons. Gene Ontology annotation, biological process: peptidyl-threonine phosphorylation; intrinsic apoptotic signaling pathway in response to DNA damage by p53 class mediator; peptidyl-serine phosphorylation. The record is from RefSeq and is a predicted model, not a curated record.
CCAUUUUCUGUCCAACGCUUGUUCCAGAAGAGCUGAGACUUGCAUUUUGCUGGUGACAUUCAACCUUUAAAGAUGACAGAUUCCCAAAAUGUAAUGAAAGAAGAGAAAAAACUCAGUCUCAAACUUGAGAAAUAUGUAGUUCUUCCAGGUAAAAUGUCUGGGUACCACACUGAAGGAUUUCUGGGUGAGGGCUCCUAUGGGAAAGUGGUGAAGUGCACCAAGGUCGACACCAAAGAAAUAGUGGCGUUGAAGAUUGCGCAAACAGUACUUCAGAGAAGGCAAAAAAGAGGCAAGAAUGCUGAAGAAAAUCCGACAGCUCGACCCUGAAAGGAACAACCUGCUGAGGUUCAUUGAAAGCUUCACAUAUAAAGGCCACUUUUGUUUGGCCUUUGAAAUGUUGGAUGUGAGCAUCUUUGACUUUAUAAAAGCCAGAGAUUUUGCACCACUCCAUGUAUCUGAAAUCAGAGUCAUUGCUCAACAGCUGCUUGUGGCUUUGAAUGCUUUGAAAAGUGCUGGUCUGGUUCAUGCUGACAUGAAGCCAGACAACAUCAUGUUAGUGAACCAUAAAUCUCAGCCCUUCAAGGUGAAGCUGAUUGACUUUGGGUUGACUAAAAAAGUGUCCAAAUUGUGGCUUGUGGGUACCAUUCAGGCCAUUGGCUACAGAGCCCCUGAAGUCAUCCUAGACUUACCAAGGGAUGAAAGUGUGGACAUGUGGUCUCUGGGCUGCAGUUUGGCCUACAUGUACCUUGGUUACAAUCUCUAUCCGACACACUGUGAAUAUGAGGUCAUUAGGGCUAUCGUUAAGAUACAUGGUCAACCCCAAGAUGAUGUGCUGAAAGAAGCCAUGGAUGUUCAACACUUCUUCACUAAACUCGGGGAAUCCUCUUACCGUAUGUUCAGGCUGAAUACACCAGCAGAAUAUACCAACGCAACAGGGUUUGCUACGCAGCAUAAAUCCGGGAUUUACAACAAUCUGCACUGCCUUGAUGAUCUGCUCAAGACCCGCCCAAGACCUAUGGUCCCAAUAGAGUGUGAAGAUGCACUUGGAUUUAUGAGCCUGCUUAAACAGAUGCUCUUGAUGGAUCCAAAUGUCCGGAUCACAUGUAGAGAGGGUCUCUGUCAUCAUUUCAUAACUAUGAAACAUCUCACAGGUGGUGGAAAUAACCCCUAUAUGGUAUCAGCUUGGAAAAGGGUGGCAGACGCCCAACUUCAAGAGUUUGCAACAGAGCAUUAUGCAAUUUUGAGUAAUGUUUUUAGAAGAGAAAUAAUCCAUUCGAAAAAGAAUGGACAAAUUGAAGAUGCAGCAGGCAGAGUUGCAGAUAAAGAGCAGGUAAGAAGGACCUUAAUCAAAGAGGGGUUCUGCUUUGCAGUUUCCCAAGAAGAUGCAAUCCAGCCUGACACUGCAGCUGAUGGGAGUAAUGAUAAACCCUCAGGUGAAGCUCACACUAACACCUUUGCUUCUAAAACCUUUGAGAAAAUAUUUGUCUCAACACUGAAGAUGACAAACUCUCUUUUAGAUAAGGAGUGGACAGGGAGGACCUUCAUCAAAUUGAGGCCUCGUUUUGUUGCUCACCAAGAAUCAGCAGAAACAGCUGACAAACCAGGCAAGAGUGAAUAUAUACCACUUGAAAAAACAGGACGCAAUACAUGCCAGCAGAAGGACUCUGAGUCAAACACCACAGGAAAAGCUCUAAAAGAGAAAGAGCAGAAAGAAAACACCAUUAUCCAAGUGAAGCCAUAUUCUGCUGUUGAGGAUGAAAGAAAGGACAGAGCCUACAAGGUAGAUGUUCUGUCAGGAAAAGCCAAGGUUCCUGGACCUUCCAAAAAAAGCUGUACUGCAGAGAAAGAAGCCAUUUUCUGCAAAGAAGGGAGACCUUCUGAUCUCGUGGAAGUAAAAACUCGCAAGACACUAAUGAGGAGGGCCUGGAAUAGCUUCUCCCGGCAGAUCGCAUCCAUCUCAUGCAUUAGAGGAUGUGAAUGAAGGAACUGCACACAAAGGCAAAGCCACCACACACAAGACUUUGGAGCUGCCAGAAAUUUCCAAGAAAUUUUCAUCUCUGCACAUCACAAAACCUACUUUAAUUGCAUUACAAAAUUCAAAUAAAUAUUACAUUUAUUUGAUGUGUGUAUUACCUUUAUUGUACAUUAUCAAGAGAAUCUCUUGUUUAAUUUUUUCUAACAGUGAAUAUAUACUUUCGCAGGGAUUUUUGAUCCCUGAAUA